UACCUUGGCGUGUCCGGUGUCACCCAUAAACGGAAGGAUCAGGAAUGCGCAGCACCCUAUCGAAUUAAUACAGCUGGUUGCUAUGGCAACACAAGGCAAUAUAGCAGCUGGGGUAUGGUUGGGGUGGAUUGUGGAUUCCAUGCCUGAAUGAGUAAACGUUGGGUACAGUGGGGCAGUAUUGAACGAAUUUGGCGACGUAACGGACGCACGUCACGUAGUCCGGAUACACGGAUUCUCCUAAGGAUUACCAAGUCAUUUUGAUUUUUGAUUCUCAAGAUCCGUACGGGCUCCGGUGCAUUGCAUUACAUAGUGAGGAGUGAGGAGUGAGUGAGCAGCGAUUGAUCAUGUCAGAGUUGACACUCAGCUCCAUCCGCUGUGAUACGCUGUCACGGGAAACAGCCGAGAAGCGGCUGCAGCAGCGGCGUCGCGCCCUUCUGGUGCUAGUUUUGGACUACCUGCGCAGUGAAGGCUACACCGAGGCAGCCGACGCACUAGUCACCGAGGCCCCGCCUGGCAUAAGAGAACACCGCGUCUGCGACAACACCGACCUCGACGUAGUGUUUCAGGAUUACGAGGCGUACUACCAGCUGCGCUACGGUCGGCUACCAAAAGUGACCAGGCGCGAUGGCGGCGGCGAGCCGAACGGCGCGUCCGGCGAGCCGCGCCGAGUGAAGCCGCGCACCCGGCCUCGCGCCGCCGUGCUGGGGCGUGCCGGCGACCCGACCCCGGCACCGGCGCCUGCAGAGUUCGCACUGCGCGGGCACGCAGCCGGCCGCGGGGAGGGCGAGGAGCAUGACGAGACGGACACAGCCGCCCUGCCGGGCCGGCGGCGAACGCUGCAGCUGCCGCCGCCGGCUGGGCCCGAGCUGCAGGCCAUGGCCGCUAUGGUGUCGCGCGACCUGUUCCUCGACGAGCCGGGCGUGCGCUGGGAGCACAUCGUCGGUCUCGAGUCGGCCAAGCGAGUGGUGCGCGAGGCGGUGGUGUACCCGCUGCGCUACCCGCGCCUGUUCGCCGGCCCGCUGGUGGCCCCGUGGCGCGCGCUGCUUCUGUUCGGCCCGCCCGGUAACGGUAAAACGCUGCUGGCCAAGGCGGUGGCCUCCGAGUGCCGCACCACCUUCUUCAACGUGUCGGCGGCCACGCUGGUCAGCAAGUGGCACGGCGACUCGGAGAAAAUGGUCCGGGUGCUGUUCGAGCUGGCGCGCGCCCACGCGCCGUCCACCAUCUUUCUGGACGAGCUGGACGCAUUGAUGGGUCAGCGCGGCGCGGCCACCGAGCACGAGGCGUCGCGUCGGCUCAAGUCGGAGCUGCUGGUGCAGCUGGACGGACUGUCGGCCGGCAGCCACGGCGCCGCGCCGCCGGCCGUGUUCGUGCUGGCCGCCUCCAACCUGCCCUGGCAGCUGGACCAGGCGCUGCUGCGCCGGCUCGAGAAGCGCGUCCUGGUCGGGCUGCCGUCGGAGCGCGAGCGGGCGGCCGUGUUCGAGCGCUGUCUGGCCGACUGGCCGCUGGCGCCAGGCCUGUCGUUUACGGGCGCGGCCGCGGCCACCGAAGGCUACUCGGCGGCAGACAUUCGUCUGGUGUGCCGCGAGGCAGCCAUGGCGUCGCUGCGCGCCCUGCUGCGGCGGCUGGAGGGGCGCGCGGGUCAGGCCGGCGCGGCCGACGGCGCCCAGCUGGCCCGCUCGGAGCCGCUCACCGAGCAGGACCUGCUGACGGCGGUGAGCCGGUGCCGGCCGGCCGGCGCCGCCCACUGGCAGCGCCACCUCCACUGGAGAGAGACGUUCGGCGCCGAGUGACACGGUGAGCCGGCCCGGCGAGCAGCGCCGACCCGCGGAGGCACACCCGACCAGCCCAGUGCGGCACUUCUCAGACCUGGCUGAGCAACCCACACAGCGAUCGCCGUUCACUGCCAGCUUCACGACGGGCCGCAAUGGACUGUGGAUGUUACACAACACAACUGCAAUGUAUCCAUCGCUGUGCCACGACUGCAAUAACGAGUGCAUUGUUCAGCUAAUUGUGCUGAUACAAAGAAACGCAACAAAGGAUUGUUCAUGAGACCGGUAAUGCUUAAGUGGUAUCACAUUUUGCCAAGUGCCUUUUGAAAUAGGUUAAGUUUUAGUUCAUCUCCGCCAAACUUCUAGCCAAUUCAAAAACGCAAUUCACAAAAUCAAGACACAUGCACCGAUUUA
Molecule: messenger RNA, 2183 nt
Organism: Amphibalanus amphitrite
Lineage: Eukaryota; Metazoa; Arthropoda; Thecostraca; Balanomorpha; Balanidae
Product: katanin p60 ATPase-containing subunit A-like 2
Exons: 1
Coding region: 345-1790 (481 amino acids)
Molecular function (GO): ATP hydrolysis activity; ATP binding; protein binding
Source: RefSeq, a predicted model, not a curated record